AUGGCGGAGUACAGUGCUAUUCUUACCACUGAUACGCCUGAUCUUCCUCCAGGAAGCCCAGAGCAGCACAUGCCAUUGGAAGAAUCACCCCCUCCGCUCCCUACUCGCUAUGAAUCAUUCCGCGAGGCCGAUUCUGUAUCGCUGCCCCAUGCCGAUACAGAGUCCGAACCAGCUGUAUUGAAAACCGCUAAUGACCAAAAUAUCUCGGUAGAAUCGCUACCACCUGGUCCAAUGCCUUGGAAGGAAUACCCAAAGCAUCGUUGGUGGCAUAAGAUAGGACUCUUAGGCCUUCAUAUCAGCCUCUUAGCUGCGGCUGUCGGUGCUCUCAUGCUCGAGACUACUGGUACCAGGUUUCGCGACAUCGCGGCAGUUUCAAUCCAGCGAGCAUCAGGUUCGAGCCCUUACACAAUUCUUCCAGCUUCAUUACGAGUUGCCAAACUCAGCGUAUUCGGUGUACUGCAUGUUUCGAUCAUCAUUCUAGGGAUAAUUAUCCUAGUUGCUUCUACUUUUACGUCUACGAUACUGCUCACAGACUUAAAGAAUGUCAAUAUCGCGGGACCUAUGCAGACAAAGCUUCUUCCAAUUGGACUCGGACCGAAUACUACCUUGUCGGCGAAUGGUGUCCUCCACUAUAGGUCUAGUCCGUCUGCGAACUGGCGGUUCGCUGAGAUGAAACCCGGCAGCGUUGUAUCAACUGCCGAGAUUGCCGAUAUCGGGAAUAUAUACCGUGCUCUUCUGCCCUACAUGAAGGAGGAGGCUAGAACAGCUCUGGAGCACUACUCUGGGCCAGGGCUGGUGGGUAACUUCAGAACAGUCUGUUUCAGCCCCAGCCUUGAAAGGAUUAGCUUCGGUCUUUCUGCAAGCAGAUCGGGCCUUCAGGCAGAGCUCGGCCUCAAAUCAACGCAAAAUGGUCCAGGCUUUCUCAAGAACUGGUCAAAGAACAAAUUCGAGUUCAACGCCCAGCUGCCGACGAAGUGGAAUGAAAGCGAUGAGGCUACCGUACCACUCUCGCUCGCUAACAACUACCGCGCUGGUCCCCGUGGGGAUCUGGGACUUAGAGACCCCCUCUCGGGCCGGAACUUCACUAUGAUACCCCUGUUGCUCCUCAAGUCCAGCCCAAUCCUGCUGCAUAGAUUUGGGCAUCUAGAUCUAGGUGGCGAGACGGAUGAGAGCGAAGCGAUGGAUAAGAUUGACCAACUGAAAGGAUUAAAGACAAAUAUGGACGGUCGUUGGACAACAGCUUCGUUGAAGAAUGGUACCGAAGUGUUCAGCGCGACAUUGUGUUUUGUCGCGGACAACGCACCGGAGCUUUACGAAAUUACAAUGACUGAGAUGACCGCCCCAUCUGAGCCGAUUGUCGAGUGGCAGAGGAACGGCACUUCAAAGAGUAGUGAGCAGCUCCUGAAACAGCUCGGCAUUGGGGAUUCCCCCAAGGACUUUAGAGACCGACACAUUAUGCAGCUCAAGGUCGGAGUGCAUAACUCGAAAUACUCAAAAUCAAUGAGGGAGCCAAGAAACCUUGCUCUUAUACAAGCGCUGUUGGGGUACUCGCCCCAAGGAGGCUGGGCGAUGACAAUCUACAAGGAUCUCUACGAGGAAGAUUGGAUCGCUUGGUGGGCGGCACACGCUGUGCAUGUCUCUCUCGUCCAAGACAUCCUACGAGCGACGGGCGAUCCCGCAUUAGCCAUACAAGCCCUUGCCUUUAGGUUCCACUGCAUGAUUUUCUACGACAGCAUGCCCGAGUUUGACCUGCACAAGCCAGUCACCACCAUAAAUUCAGUCGAGAUGCUCAUCCCAGUGCGGUGGACGGGGUUAGCCGUAGUUCUGAGCCUGGUCUUGGUUCACCUACUGCUACUUUGCAGCACAAUGGUGCUGUUUCAACUCAAGACGAGGGCUUCUGAUCUAGGCAACGCUUGGCAAGCCAUUGCCCAGGUUGUGUCGGCUGAAACGCGUGCGGUUGUGGAGGAGGCGAGCGUGGUGAGGGAUAAAGAGGUAGAGGCUUGGGCUAAGUCGUCGGGUGUUUCUAGAAGGUCGUAUACUGUAUCGAUAUCCGAUGUUAGGUGCAGAACGGAGAUUAUGGAUCAAAAGAUAUGA
Molecule: messenger RNA, 2094 nt
Organism: Fusarium tjaetaba
Lineage: Eukaryota; Fungi; Ascomycota; Sordariomycetes; Hypocreales; Nectriaceae
Exons: 2
Coding region: 1-2094 (697 amino acids)
Source: RefSeq, a predicted model, not a curated record